CUCCUUCUCCUCGCCAGUGAAGGAGAGACACAGGGGAACGAACAGCAGGGACGGGGAAGUGAAACAGUUUGGAGACAGAAAGUAAAAGAGAAAAAACAAGAAACUUAAAGUUUUUUCAUCACUCUGGACCGUCAAAACCUACAAGAACAGACACGACACAGGGUGAAAUACAGAGAAACAGGGAUGAUUGCGGCUGUUCUGCUUGAUUAAUGCAACACGUAGAUUCUCUUUGACAGCUAUUAAAGCGCAGAUUGUUUGUGAGAGCGAGAGAUUGACCGAGAGAGAGAGAGAGAAGAGGGUAACUGCUGACGCCAGACAAACAGAAGGCCUGAGUGUGUGUGUGACUGUGUGUGAGUGAAACAACAUACACACAUCAGCUACACUGCCACUCGGACACACAUUCAUUCACCUGAAAAGACAGACUCCAAUCCUGAUUGGAUGCUUAUUUCAGAAUGACAGCAGAAGACUCCGCCUCUGCCGUUGCCAUGAGUAACCCUAGCCCUCCCCCCUCUUCUAAAGCCUCCACUGGGCAUCCACAGCAUCACUGCUCUGUCCCCGAAGGAGUGGCCGGGGCCCCAAAUGAAGCUGCGCUCGUGGCCUUGAUGGAAGGGUCAGGCUACGGAAUGGUCCAAGAAAACGGACAGCGCAAAUACGGCCCACCACCUGGCUGGCAAGGUCCCUCGCCCCCACGUGGCUGUGAAAUCUUUGUAGGUAAAAUCCCACGUGACGUUUACGAAGACGAGCUGGUGCCAGUAUUUGAGACUGUUGGACGGAUCUACGAGAUGCGCCUCAUGAUGGACUUUGAUGGGAAGAACCGUGGAUACGCAUUCGUCAUGUACACACAGAAGCACGAGGCCAAGCGAGCGGUUCGGGAUCUCAAUAACUUCGAAAUUCGUCCAGGAAGGUUGCUAGGUGUGUGCUGUAGUGUAGACAACUGCCGCCUCUUCAUUGGCGGGAUCCCAAAAACCAAGAAACGUGAGGAGAUCCUGGAGGAAGUUUCCAAGGUGACAGAGGGGGUGCUGGAUGUGAUCGUGUACGCGAGUGCUGCGGAUAAGAUGAAGAAUCGUGGCUUUGCCUUUGUAGAGUAUGAGUCUCACCGUGCUGCUGCUAUGGCCAGAAGAAAGCUCAUGCCAGGACGAAUUCAGCUGUGGGGUCACCAGAUUGCAGUUGACUGGGCCGAACCUGAGAUUGACGUUGACGAGGACGUCAUGGAAACCGUGAAAAUUCUGUAUGUGCGGAACCUGAUGAUAGAGACCAGUGAGGAGACUCUACGCCAAACCUUUGGCCAGUACAACCCUGGCUGUGUGGAACGUGUCAAAAAAAUCCGAGACUACGCCUUUGUUCACUUCGCCAGUCGAGAAGAUGCUGUGGUUGCGAUGGACAACCUGAACGGCACUGAGAUUGAAGGUUCCCGUAUCGAGGUGACCCUUGCCAAGCCUGUGGAUAAGGAGCAGUACACUCGCUAUCAGAAAGCAUCGAAGGGAACAGCGCCUGCGACAACUCCCGACAACACCCAACAGAGUUUUGUGUAUCAGUGUGAUCCAUAUACACUCGCCUAUUACGGCUAUCCAUACAGCACACUCAUUGGACCCAACCGAGACUACUUCAUCAAAGCAGGUACUGUAAGAGGUCGUGGUCGUGCUGGGGCCGGUAAUAGGGGCCCAGGGCCCCGCGGCUCAUACCUUGGUGGCUAUUCAGCUGGCCGAGGCAUAUACAGCCGCUACCAUGAAGGAAAACCCAAAUUGAUGGACAAACCUUACGAGAUCAUGCCCAAUCUAGAGCUGACUGCUGUGAACCAAGUGGGCAUGAAGCCUGGCACAAUGGCUCUUCCAGCACUUGGUGCCCAGUACCCUACUGUGUUUUCUGCUAAUCCAGCAAAUAAGUUAAUGGAGGAAGGAAAGAUGCACGCAGUGGAGCACCUGAUAAACCCUUUGGCCCUCCAGCAUGACCCCACAGCUGCCUCGGCCAGUGCAGCGGUCAUACCUGCAGUCUCCACACCACCUCCUUUCCAGGGGCGACCUAUAACUCCCAUCUAUGCUAUGGCUCAUAAUGUCCAGAGGAUCCCGGCUACCGCCGCCAGUCUGUACGGGGCUGGGUACAUGCCUUUCGCCACCCACGCCAACACUGCCACGCUGGCAGCGCUGCAGAAGAACGCUGCGAUGGCUGCCGCUACCUAUGGAGGAUACGCUGGGUACAUGCCUCAGGCCUUCCCGGCCACUGCCACCUUCCAGAUGCCCAUCCAUGAUAUAUACCAGACCUACUGAGAUACCCACAGCAUCAAUCACAACGACUUACAAUUAUACAUCACAGGCCAUCUUUACAGUUAACCGAUUAACUGAACCACGCAGAGUGAAACUGACAUACUCACAACAAAACUAACACCUUAUGACUCUCCCUGGAAGCCUUUAGAUUUGUGUACAAGUUAAUGCUGGCAGCAAGGAUGUAGAUUUCUGCUAAAUUUACUCACAGCUUCAUCAGACCCUCUUGCCCACCUUUAUUAAUCAAGACGUACAACCUAGACCAAAACCACUUUUAUAUGCUACUGAUUAGCUAACUAGGAUAGGUAGAUAUUUGUGUUGUAUGUUGUGGACUCAAUCCCCUGCAAUGUGACCAGAACCUUGCCCACUUUCCCUUUAGACCAAUAGAAAUCAGUCUGCCAGUUCAACUUUUUAAAGGACUUGACCACACUUGCUGAUUUCCGAAGCCAUCACACGACUGAAUGAAUGACAACAUGACCGUUUGCAUAUUUCAUCAUUCUGCAAAGGUGUUGUUUAUUAGUUAAUCCCCAGUACUGGGCGGACUGACUCCGAGUGAUAUGUUCAUAUGAAGAAAUUCAAAACCGAGCAUUUAAGACUUGCAGAAGCACACCUACUGACAUAUCACUUGACAUAUCUCCCCCACACACUCCAGCUGAGAAUCGUGAGCCAGAGCGGUUAUGUCAUCGCACAAUCCUAAUACCACUCCUCUGCGUUCACGGCCACAAGAAUACCGAAGGAGCAUUGUAGUAUUAGUGUAACUAAUGCCUCGCUAUGCUUUAGUGCAUUUACUUUUGUUUUGUGAAGAAAACGAAAUAGACAAAAAGAACUGUAAAUGAACAAAAAAUACUGCUGAGCAGAAACUUCAACAACCACAGAAGUAGAAGAUUUAAAGUGUUUCUUGAAAAUGCUGUAUUUUGAGUAAGUGCGAAAUGUUUUGAAGAUGUCGGAAUCUUCCGUCCACUGGGUUUUCUGCACGCGAGUCCUGCGUUCAUUUUUCCUCCUUUACGGUUUAUUGCUAAUGCAUUUUUAUAUUUCGAUUAUUUUAAGUUUGUACUAUUUAGUUGGCUUGAAGACUUUUCAGAUGUUGUUUUUAUUGUCUUGAGGUUAUUUUUUUCUUUUCUUAACUGGAAGAUAGACAAACUCUGUUUUUCUUCUCAGAGGCUAAAUAAGUUUGUGUUCAAGAAAAGGCAAACUGGAAAAAGAAAAAAAAGUCGGUUGAAUCUAUGCUGGAUAACAUUUGUUCUCUUUUAAAGGAACAGAUCACCCGAAAAUUCUGUCAUCAUUUAUUCACCUUCAUCUCAUUCCAACACUGUAUGACUUAACAUAAGAACAUAAGAGAAGACAUUUUGAGAAAUACAGUAUUCAUGUCUAAAACUGUAGAGUGUGAGCAAUGCAUUAUGGAACCAUGAAUUAAUGGAUGUAGAUUGAAUGCAGUGCAAGUCACUUUGGACAAAAGCGUCUGCCAGUGUUUUUUUUUUUUUUUUUCAUACAAUGAAAGUGGGAACCAAUUACAUUUUGGUACAGGUUUUGGAAAGACAUGAGGGUGAGUAAAUGAUUUGCAAUGAUUUUCAGAAUUUUCAUUUUUGUUUAAACUAAUGCCUUUAAAAUGUUUUAAAAGCACAAACUGGACUGACAAAAAAAGUUGCUGGGUUGAGGAUACAGCGCCAUUUAUGAUGACUUAAGGUCCAUUCACACCAAGAACAAUAUCUAUAUUGGCGCCCACAACAACGCACAAUAUCGUUGUGUUUAUUCGCAGCCCGUUCUCAUCCCAAGGCGUCAUCUAAUUGACGCUUUUGAACAUGCGUCAACAUCUGACGCACACGGCACCCUUUACCAUCAAUAUGAGACGCAGAUAUAUAUAUAGGUCAGAAGGCGCCCCCUAGUGGUCUAACCCUAAUCCUACCCCAGACCUAAACCUACCCAUAACAAAAGCGUCAUCUAACUGACGCUAAAGGGUGCCAUGUGUGUCGGAUGUUGACACAUGGUCAAAAGCUUAAUGGUGUGUUCACACCGAACGCGAAUAGAGCGUCAAAUAUGCGUCUAGUUAGACGCUUGAACAUUCGCUCGUUCAAAUUUUUCAACUUGCGCGGAAGACCAAUUUGCGUCAUUCGCAACGCCCGGCGCGAAUGAUGCGUCUAUUCGCGUCUUUACAUUGACUUUCUAUGUAAUCUACUCGCGCAAAUAAUUAAAUUCGCGUUCGGUGUGAACACACCAUAAGUUAGAUGACGCCCUAGGUAUGUGCGCGGUUAUGUCGUCUGCCACUUUAAGUGCUCAAGCUCUUUAAAAAGGAUGGAUUCUGAUUGGCUAUCAGCUCGGAAAAAAAAACCUUCCUUUGUGUUGUGAAGUGGACUGCUAUUCUUUUAAAUUUCGAACAAUUUUUAAAUCUCCAUCUAUUUUGAAAUCGGUAUAGUUAUCGUCGUUCGUGUGAACGGGUCUUUAGUUCUGCUUACUUGCGCUGGUUGUGUUUUAGUUAAUAGUUGAUGACCAACUGUGAGCAGCCCUUAGUUUUUCAGAACACUACUGUGAUUCCCAGCAUCCAGUCCUGUGCAUCAUUGGGAAAACACAGGCUCCCUUGUAUCCGCUUUUGUGCCAUUAAUACAAACUGCACCUCAAGUACUGUUCCAUUUACCGCUGAACCAAAUGUGUUGAUGUUGUUUAUCAACGGUCUUGAGUUGCAGGACAAAAUCAGGUUACUGGCAUGAUUCUCUCAUUCUCCCGACCAUUAUUUCCUCCUAUAGAUGCGUGUAGACACAGCUGACAGGCCAUGGAGAUUUAUCAUUUGUUUUCUUUAUUAGUUUUUUAACCCUGCAUUUUUGUAGAUCACACUCCAUAUUGUGUAGCUACUGUAGUACGGCAUGUGCUAGUAAAGAUGACUGUUCUGAGGUGCACUUAAACAUUUUUUGGGGGUUUAGAAGUUCUUGUGUAUGUACUGUAUGUGCUUUAUAAUAUGUGUUUGAGCAGGCACUUUUGUUUUUUAGGGGUAUUGCGAUACUCCUAGAACUGGAAUAAACUGGACCAAACUGAAACCAGGGAGCUCAGAGAACCUGUUAAUAUCCUCAUUGCCUUUUCAAUGACUGCUGUAUGUAAUAUCAAUGUCCUCUUGAAGAAUGUUGUAUGCCACCACUAUGCCUUCUGUUAGGACUGCGUAUGUCACGUGCCUUUAUUCAGACUGCUGUCUGUCAAGUGACCUCUUAAACACUGUUUGUAAUACCGCAGUGCCUCUUCUCUCCUAGUUUUCUUUCAGAAAGUCAAGUUUUUCUCUUUUUUUUGUUUUGUACUGUUGUGUCUAUGGGGGCUCUGAGUGUUAGAGUGCUGCUUUAUGUUGUGUUAUGCUUUCAUGUUCUAACAGAGAUGAUGUUUUAUUAAGUAUAGCCUGUUUUUCUUUUUAGACGGGGAUAAUUUCACAAUAUACAACCAAACAACGAACGACAAUCGAACGCAGUUCACAUCACCUAAGCUAGAGACACAUUUUUUGCACAGUGCUGCCAUCAUCGAGGACAAUGUCUCUCGGUUAUGGCAUGUCUGUGUGUUUUUGAGAAAAGUGAACUAUCCCCAGUAGUCUGUUAUCUAAUCUUUUAUUAUGAGCGAAGCAGUCAGGAUAUUUAAUAUAUACAGUACAUUGUUUUUGUGUAUGAAGUAAGAGGAAAUGCUAUAAUAUAUUUUAAGAAGACUUUUCCAUGUCAUCUUCUGUGCUUUAGAGAGUUUAACAACAACAAAAACUUUUUCCUUUUUGCCAAAGUGUUCAAUGCAACUAAACUAAUGUGAAUGUGUGCAUGUGUGGAUAUAUAAAAGUGGCAAUAUGGUGUCAAUACUGGCCCAAAUUGAUCAUACAUUCAUUGGCAAAACAUGCUUUCUUUUGCGACCAUUUCAUAAAACACUACAUGUGUAGCGUUUUUUUUUUCUUUUCCUUUUUUUUAGACUUGUUUUUUUGUUACUAAAAAACAAAUGAACAAGACAAGGUGACCUCGGCUGAGGACAUUUAGAUAAUGAAUGCUAUUGCCAAAAUAUUCUUCUUCCUUUUUUUAAGAUCUACUAGAGCUGUUUUCUUUCUUGCAUUGUUUGUUUAAGGCUUUUUGGCAUUGUUGUAUUUAUAGAGGUAGUUUAAUAAAGCAUUUUCAAAAAGAGGA
Molecule: messenger RNA, 6385 nt
Organism: Pimephales promelas (fathead minnow)
Lineage: Eukaryota; Metazoa; Chordata; Actinopteri; Cypriniformes; Leuciscidae
Gene: rbm47
Product: RNA binding motif protein 47
Molecular function (GO): RNA binding
Source: RefSeq, a predicted model, not a curated record